Cercospora beticola is the source of this 2212-nucleotide messenger RNA. RefSeq lists its product as uncharacterized. Lineage: Eukaryota; Fungi; Ascomycota; Dothideomycetes; Mycosphaerellales; Mycosphaerellaceae. The record is from RefSeq and is a predicted model, not a curated record.
UUCUCAGUAAAUAUUUUUUGAAAUGCCACUCUUUUCCAGCUUCAAAAGAUCGAAGGCGCCGGUCGCCCCCCAAAACAUCGAUAAAACUAAACAACAGGCCCUAUCUGCGAAGCACUCAGGGACGGAUUCUUACAACAAGCCUCCAGCAAGACUGCAGCGGAAGCUGGAAUUUCCCCGAACAUAUCGCAACAUAGACUCUGACAAGAAAGAAAUCAGAUUACUUAGGCUUUUCCCGGCAAAAAACGAAGACGAUCCAUUGCAAUGCACAACUCAGGUCAUAUGUCUCCAAUCAAGAAAGAUCCCCGCCUACGAAACGAUCUCGUACUGUUGGGGCAAGGAUCCAGGCGAAGGAUGGAUGCAGAUCGAUGGGAUUAGAGAGCUGGUUCCAGGCAGUGCAGAAAGGGUGCUUCGGCGCAUGCGAUCCCAAACGCAAGAACGCCUGCUAUGGAUAGAUGCAAUAUCCAUCAACCAAUGCAACACAGCCGAAAAAGGGGACCAGGUCGCGUUCAUGUGUGAUAUUUACCAGCGAGGCGAUCACAACCUCAUCUGGCUAACGCCUCCCGACAAGUACAAGUACACGCCCACAGAGGCAAGAUCCAUUUUGAACUCGCUCCAGGCAGUGAAGACGAAUAUCAAAAGAGCCACUGGAGGAAAAUUCAGAUCGCUGAUGAAUAAUCCUGCUGGAACUGAAACGCAGAAUGGUCGACUGUUGGAUGCUUCUAUCGAUUUAAAGUCCCUGCAGUUGCUUUUCCAGAGCGAGUGGUUCCGACGACUGUGGGUUGCCCAGGAGGCCGCACUCUCGCAACAAAGUACCUGUCAUUUUGGACCAUGCAAGUUUCCGCUGUCGGAUAUCCUCGAUGCAGCUGCCUGGCUCCUCUACAACGGUCUUAUGCUGCCGCCACCGAUGAGGAAACAACGAGGCCUAUGGGCGGCGCGGUCGAUGUGGUAUAUCUUGGAUCGAAGGAACAACCCUGAUACAGAUCUAUUCAUGGCGUAUGUUUUGACGCAGAACUUUGAAGCAACCGAAGCAAGAGACCAUGUAUAUGCAUUGAUGGGCUUGUUCAAGGACCAGCAACCGCAUCUUCGUCUUCGUGGCCUGCUCUUAAGGCCGAAGUAUACCAAGCCGCUUCCGGAGGUGUUUCGCGACGCAACACGGGCUUGUGUCGAGGACAGCCGUAACCUGCAAGCUCUGCAGUUUGUAGAGCCCUCCAAGGUCCCGGCUGGCUACCCUUCAUGGACCCUGCUCUUUGACGCCGGACUCUCUGGACGUGACGCUGAUCCAAUUUGCAAGCUGGGAAAUGGCUUCCGCGCGGACGGCAACGCCACCUGUUAUGUUAUGUUUGACGAACCGGACACGCUAAAGGCGAGAGGUGCUGAUAUCGAUGGCAUCGAAGAAUACUCACCAACUUUCUCUUCAGCAAAAUCGUGGACGAACGGCGACCAUGCUAAGCUUAUGGGCCAGGUUGGCUCAAUGAUACGAAAAAGAAGGCCAGGGAAGGAUUGGAUCAACGAGCUGGGUCUUGUUCUUGUCGCCGGUCACAACACCUCAAGAGAUCGUACUGUCGUGGACGACUUUGCCGCAUUCCUGAGGUACUCAAAGCAGUAUCCGACUCAACGACUUGCGGUACCAGAAGGUCAGCAACAUGAUGAGAAAAAUCGCGCCGGUCGCUGGUAUUCCAGAUUUGAGCAGACCAUGUAUGGCCGCAAAUUCUUCAUGACAAGAGGUGGACUUGCUGGGAUUGGACCUCCGAAUAUGAAGUCCGGAGAUCGAAUCGUUGUUCUCUGUGGAGGAUCUGUGCCCUUUGUGAUGCGCUCAACUGGGCGGAAGCGAGAAUACGUGCUGAUAGGGGUUUGCUAUGUUUUCGGACUUAUGCAAGGGGAGUUUAAGGACUAUUUUGUCGCCGAAUGGAUGAGCGUUAGAUAGAAUAGCACUGCACUUCGGUUCUUUCUCGACUGAAUGGAAAAUGGGCGACCGACCAUUCCCAGGCGUACACGUAAGCAUUGUGGAAUUUGCUGCUGCGGCGGAGAAGCAGCGAUGCUCACCGUCUGUCCUCAAGCAGCAAUCGUGCCGUGGGCUACAACAGCGAGUGGCGUAGUGAUUCACUGAUGUCGACAUGGGAAUCGUGCCGCUAUCACACUGUGUCUGAGAUGUCGCAUGGACCUUUGGCACGUUGCCGGGGAUGUUCUGUACUCUGGUCUCUGUAAGCGCUGG